CCGCCUCUUUAAAAGUUACCUGCAAUAUCCCGGAGACCCAUCUCACCGAGCGCAGCCCACGCUGGUUAGUCAGAAAAGAGAGAAGAUAAAACUUUUCCUUUCAGUUUUCGUCUUGAGACAGUUCGGCGGUUUAUUGACAUGUCGCAGUUCGGUUACAGGAAAGAGCUGCAAAAGUACGAGGACAUAGACGAGGAUGAAAUCCUUGCUUCUCUGACCUCGGAUGAGCUAAAGGAGCUGGAGAUGGAGUUGGAGGAUAUGGAACCGGACAGAUUUUUACCCAUUGGGCUCCGGCAGAAAGACCAAACAGAUAAAACCCCUCAAGGAACAUUCAGCAGAGAGGCUUUGAUGGCGUACUGGGAACACGAAACACAGAAACUGUUAGAAAACGAGAGACUUUCGGCCGAACUAAACCAAAGUCAAAACAAUGAAGCUCAGAAAGGAAAUACUGAAGAAGACUGUGAAACUGAAAGUGAAGGGGGUCAAUCAGAGGUCGAAGUAGACAUAGAUGAAUGCACAUCAGAAGAAACAGAAGAGGAGGAUGAAGACGAUAUAACAGAGGAAGAAAAAGAGGAGGAAGAUAAUGAUGAUAAAUCUUUAGAUGUCAGAUCAGUAAGCAAAAAUGUACAGGCUGGACCACACUCAUGUAAUGGGCAUAUCAACAAUCAGUCAAUGCAAAACCAUAUUUUGCAGCAUAACAAAGGGAAAUUGACAGAAGAUGAUCCAAAUCUCAAAGCAACUGCUAGCUCACCAAGUGGAAAUGCAGCAUUCAUUGAUGACAUUCUUGAGAGCAUUAAGAACAAUGACCCGGAGAAAACAGAAAUCAAUCUGAAUAAUAUUGAGAACAUAAGUGUUGCAACAUUUACGCUCAUUGCAGAUGCUCUGAAAUAUAAUACAGUUGUCAAAAUUUUGAGUUUAGCCAACACUCAUGCUGACGACCAUGUGGCAUGUUCACUAGCUGAUAUGUUACAAGUUAACAGAAGCAUCACGAAUCUUAAUAUUGACUCAAACUAUAUCUCAGGCAAAGGAAUCUUGGCUAUCAUUAGAGCCAUACAGUAUAAUAAUGUAUUAACAGAACUAAGAUUCCAUAAUCAAAGGCAUAUAUGCGGAGGACAGGUUGAAAUGGAAAUAGCCAAUCUUCUUAAAACUAAUGAAAACCUUAUGAAAUUAGGCUAUCAUUUUGAACUGGCAGGACCACGGAUGGCAAUGACUAGUAUCCUAACCAGAAACCUGGACAAACUGAGGCAAAAACGCCUCCAGGAGCAAAAGCAACAGCAGGAAAUGGACAAAAUGCUUGGCAUUGUGGAACCAACAAACCGAAGAACAUUUGCUUUGCAGAGGGACUCACCAAGAUCCUCUCCACGUGCUUCUCCAAAGAACUCACCCUGGUCAUCUCCUAAAGUAGUCAAAAAAAUAAAUUCUCAGAAAUCUCCUGUUCCACCUCCACCACCACCCCCUCCUCCUCCUCCUCCUCCUCUUCCAGAGAAGCUUGUAAUUCCUCAGCCACCACCACCGCCUCCAUUACCAAUACAAUCAACCCCAAGUAGAAAUAUAGCUGAAGCCAUUAAGCUUCAAGAGUUGUCCAAGAUGAAACCACAGAACAUUCAGCAAAAUGCCAAAGUCAGGAAAAACAAAGGUAAAAAUAAGAAAACGAAUAAAGAAGACCACAUUUUAAAGGAUCUCAAAAAAUCUUUAAGACCAAUUUCAGACCAAAGGUCAGAGAAUGGGUCAAGGCCAGUAACUCCUCAGAGGACAUUCCAUGAUGAACUAAUGGCAGCUAUCCGCUCAAGCAGUAUAAAGCAGCUAAGACCUGUUGAACUUCCAGAAUAUCUUCGAUGAAUUCAUCUUUUAUUUCUUUGUCAAGAAAGAAUAAUCCAAAUCAGUUCAACAAUGGGUCUUGCAAGCAUCUGAAUAACUACUGUUAUAAAAUGAAAACCAGGUCUACUCAGAAGCUCACUCAAACAUUUUGAGCACUUUCAAAUGUGCAAGUGCUGAGUAUUCUAGUGUGUGAAUUAGACAUUGAGUUCUUUCUUUAGCAUUAGUCAGUGGAUGCAAAGCGUCUUAAAUUAAAGAAUGCCUAUCAUAGGAUAAAUGUAUUUAUAUGUAAAUAUGUAAACAGAUGGAUUUUCUAUUAAAGUAGACAAUUUUCUUAUACUGUUAAGUGUUAAAUAAGGAAAAA
Hemiscyllium ocellatum (epaulette shark) is the source of this 2176-nucleotide messenger RNA. RefSeq names its product leiomodin-2-like. The transcript has 3 exons. Gene Ontology annotation, molecular function: actin binding; tropomyosin binding. Gene Ontology annotation, cellular component: myofibril; striated muscle thin filament. Bases 139 to 1836 code for a protein of 565 amino acids. Lineage: Eukaryota; Metazoa; Chordata; Chondrichthyes; Orectolobiformes; Hemiscylliidae. The record is from RefSeq and is a predicted model, not a curated record. Gene Ontology annotation, biological process: pointed-end actin filament capping; myofibril assembly; muscle contraction.